ACGUCCCCCCGCCCACCCCGAACAUUGAGUGACACGUUCAAUCGACUGCUGCUCGCUGCUCCUUGCCUAGCCUCGUGCUCAACCGUUACCGCCGUCUUGUUCCUCAGUGCAUCCGCGCGCGCGCACCGCCGCUGCACAAUGGCAAACGCCACCUCCGCCUACCAGCUCCCUCCGCUGCCCGAUUACACUCUCACACCGCAAUCGCCGCUUCUCUCGUGGGUCUCUGAUGAGCUUCUCCUGGCCGCUCUCCCCGUCGUAGCCUACUGGGCCGUCUCCCUCACCUACCACUUCAUCGACGUCUACGACCUCUGCGCGAAGUACCGCCUGCAUACGCCCGCCGAAGUUCUGGCUCGCAACCCCGUUAGUCGCUACGACGUUUUCCGCGAUGUGCUUGUCCAGCAAAUCAUCCAAGUCAUGGCGUCCAUGUUGCUAUCUCUGACUGACGACCCGGCAACUACCGGAAAGGCCGAUUACGACGUUGCGUGGUACGCGCAGAAGAUACGCCUGGCACAGCGAGCUAUUUCUUUCGUCAUGUCCAUACUGGGCUUGGAUCCUGUGGCCUCGGCCUCCAAGUUGUCCACCUCGCAACCUAUGCUCUCGAGUGCCCUGCUUGGAGGACAAUACCCUGGAUUAAUGCAAUCUAUCAAAGUUGGGGGACAAAUCAUCACCGCUCCAGCAUUCGCCUCGUGGGAGCUCACGCUUGCGAGUUUGCUCUACUGGUAUGCCAUUCCUGCCAUCCAAUUCGUCGGGGCAAUUCUCGUCAUGGAUACGUGGGAAUACUUCUGGCACCGUGCUAUGCAUCUUAACAAGUGGUUAUACGUCACUCUGCACUCCCGCCACCACAGAUUGUACGUACCCUAUGCGUAUGGUGCCCUCUACAACCACCCUGCCGAGGGUCUCAUCCUGGACACACUCGGCGCCGGAGUGAGCUCUUUGGUUAUGGGUAUGACGCCUAGGCAGUGCAUGUGGUUCUUUACGACCUCCACUGUCAAGACGGUCCUCGACCACUCCGGCUACGAAUUUCCUUAUGAUCCACUUGUAUGGAUCUUCCCGAACAAUGCCGCCUACCACGACAUUCACCACCAGAGUUGGGGUAUCAAGUCAAACUUUUCCCAGCCGUUCUUCACCUUUUGGGACCGGAUUGGCGGCACCAGGUUCAAGGGUGACAUCCAAGCGAAGUACGAGCGCAGUCGCCGGAUUGCGGAAGAGAAGUUUGCCCAGGAGGUCGAAAACAACACUGUGGACGCCGACGCGGCAGCCACCAUGGCAACAGCACUCGACGGUGACGAGCCCACAAAGUCCCAACCCUUGGCUACGCCUCACACCACGCGGAAGAAGUCAUCUAGCAUCUCGAAUUCUCCAGCUGGGAACUUGAAAGGGUUGCGCAAGAAAGUCAAUGGAAGUCUGCAUGGCAAGAGGGCGAAUGUGUUGGGCGUCGACAGUUCGCAUUAAGCAAUUUCGUUUCUUCAACGACAGUCGUCAACUUGCAACCGGCCUGUUACUUUUGGAAUUCAUAUGGCGUAAGUAAUGUAUAGUAAUUCUCAUGUACAAAAUUCACGGCAACACGGCAUUCGUUUCACCUUUUUUUUUCUUGUUCUUGUUCUUGCUAUCUGGUUUACAGCAUUGAACAAUAAUUCUUCUUCUUGUCGGUGUGGAUUAUGGUAUCAUCACCGCUACGCCGCUCGUUCAGUUUGUAUCUAUUCAUCAUUCUAUCGGCUUUGGCGUUCCCUACGGGUCGAACUAUUCACUCAAUCCAUUUGUUUUCUCUCAUACAGAUCUUGUCAACAUCUCUCUUGUGCCAUCUUGUUUCCUUGCGGAGCAGACGUCGAAUUGUAAAUGUUUAAUGUUCAUGAUAAUCAAUGUGAUAUUCAUUCCAGAGAAAACGGGUGCAAGGAUUUCAUUCCUCGUUCUCGUUCCCCCUUUCAUGUACAAACGAAUCUCUACAUGACGUGCUUGGGAAGGAUAAGUAUUGGUCAUGCGCAAGCACAGGAAGUACAUGUGUAGUAGGUAGACAGUCUACAUGAGACCAUAGCUCUGAGCACGUUGGAUAUUUGUUAAAUAUUCGUCUAAAUGUGCACCUUGAUAUAGCCGUAAGGGAGAGUAAACACUGCUUACCAGAUACAACUACGUGCACCAGCGAAAUAGUGACUCAAGUCGAUAUAUAACCAUCGCGAUCAAUAGACCCAACGCGAAACAGUAGCAAGCAACUCCUCCCUCCCGGCACCACCCUCAGAUAAUCUCAUCGCCUCCCCAACCCAAUCUAACCUCCCAUCUCCAACACACCAGCACGCUCUACACGCUCCCUAGCCCGCGCCAACUCCCUCCCCAAUUCCACCGCCUCACCACUCCCCCCAUCUUCCAACCAACCCCUCACAAAUCCAACCCUCUUAUCCCUCAAAACCUCCCCCUCCUUCCCCAACCCCCGCCGAUACAAAAGCCGACCAAACACCCCCGCAAGCAGCGCCUUCAAAACCCUCGCAUCCUCACCUAUCCGCGCCAAAACACAGGCUUCGCAGCCAUCCUCCUGCAACGAGAACUUGGCCACGAAUCGCUCGUGCACGUCUGUGUAGCCUAUG
Periconia digitata is the source of this 2576-nucleotide messenger RNA. NCBI's taxonomy places the organism in Eukaryota, Fungi, Ascomycota, Dothideomycetes, Pleosporales, Periconiaceae. The record is from the annotation of a GenBank genome assembly.